Molecule: messenger RNA, 587 nt
Organism: Paramecium sonneborni
Lineage: Eukaryota; Ciliophora; Oligohymenophorea; Peniculida; Parameciidae
Source: the annotation of a GenBank genome assembly
AUUAAAUUAUGUUCAAGAAACUAGAAGAUCUUUCUAAACCAACUUUGCUUUCUAAAACUGGGGUUAAGGAAUUGAAAUAAUCAUUCAAUACUUAAUACCCUUUUUUCAAAGAAAUUGAAGAUGAAGUUUUUCCUAAAAAAGCUAACAUCUAAUCAUUUAAAUUAAGAAGUGAAUACAAAGUUGAAAUCGUCUAAGUUGAUAAAGAUUAUAUCUGCUUUACUAAAGAGGAUUUAGUAAUUCCACAUUUGAAAUUAGUCCACAAAUUUCCAGAUCUUCUCAUCAAAUAAUAAGUUGAUACAGGAGCUAUAAAACAUAUUUUAAGUGGUUCUGAUGUCUUAGCUCCUGGACUCAUUUCUUAAGGAAGCACUCUUAAUCCUGUAAAUCGCAUUACUAAAUAUAUUUUAGGCUGAAAAAGGGUAGGUUGUAGCUAUCUAUGGUGAAGGCAAAGAAAAUGCUAUGGGAAUAGGCAUUAUGAAUGCAAGUUCUGAACAAAUUAAAGAAGACCCUAAAGGUCAUGCAAUUUAAUUGUUACAUCAUCUUGGUGAUUCCUUAUGGUAAUUAAGUUUUAAGUGAAUUGAUUAUUUGUC